Cannabis sativa is the source of this 1833-nucleotide messenger RNA. RefSeq lists its product as uncharacterized. NCBI's taxonomy places the organism in Eukaryota, Viridiplantae, Streptophyta, Magnoliopsida, Rosales, Cannabaceae. The record is from RefSeq and is a predicted model, not a curated record. The transcript has 2 exons. The coding region runs from base 1 to 1833 and encodes 610 amino acids.
AUGAACUUAUACUAUUAUGACUUGGAGACGAUUGAGCGCCAUAUAUUUGUAAGAGGAUUUUAUACAAAAUAUGUUUUAUGGGAGUUCCACGGGGAAGAUAUCACAGAAAUACACGAGGAUGAAGAGAAUGCAGAAUCAAUCGUUGAGGAAGACAACACAUUAUAUGAUAGUGAUGAUGAAGAUGAUGACGAUAUGAUACCAGCAUUAGAGGAUUUAGCUAAUCAAUCUCAUAGAAAUAGUGAGUUUGUGAACCUUGGAAAUUCAAAUGGCGACAACAAUGCAAGGAAUUCAUUACCUAACUUAUUUGCUGAAGCUGAAAAGGAUUUGUACCCCGGAUGCACAGUAUUCUCGAGCUUAACAUUUAUUGUUAAUCUAAUGCACAUUAAAGUGAUGUGUGAUUGGAGUAACAAAUCAUUUGAUCUGUUGUUGGACUUACUUUGGAAAGCAUUUCCCAAAGACAAUAAGAUUCCACGGUCAUAUUACGAAGCUAAGAAGAUGUUGCGUGAUCUUGGUUUAAGAUAUGAAACCAUCCAUGUAUGUAAGGACAAUUGUGCUUUAUUUUGGAAAGAGAAUGAAAAUGCUGAAAGAUGUCCUGUAUGUGAUCAUGAACGAUACAAAUUUCAAGGAACUAAAGGCAAGAAGAUCCCAUACAAAAAGAUGCAAUAUUUUCCCAUAACUCCACGUCUACAACGACUUUUUAUAUCUCGCCAUACAUCAACUGAUAUGAGGUGGCAUAAGGAAGAACGUGUUGAUACUGAUGGUGAACUUAGACACCCAGCUGAUGCAGAAGUCUGGAAGGAUUUCGAUCGACAAUAUCCUAAUUUUGCAAAAGAAACUAGAAAUGUUAGGUUGGGAUUUGCAACAGAUGGAUUCAAUCCAUUCGGUGAUUUAUCAAAUGCACAUAGUAUGUGGCCAGUGUUGCUAAUGCCAUAUAACAUGCCUCCAUGGAAAUGUAUGAAACGAGAAUUCGUAAUGAUGGCAUUACUAAUUCCAGGACCCAGUGCUCCAGGCAAAGACAUAGAUGUCUUUUUACGACCUCUAAUUGAUGAGCUCAAGAAAUUAUGGGAAAAUGGGGUGCGAACUUUUGAUAUUGUUGACCAAGAAUAUUUUACAAUGCGUGCUGCAGUAUUAUGGACGAUUAAUGAUUUUCCAGCAUAUGGUACUGUGUCUGGGUAUAGCACACAAGGGUAUAAGGCUUGUCCUGUUUGUGAGGAAGACACAUCUUCAUUUCGAGUAAGAGGAAAAACAUGUUUCAUGGGUCAUCGUCAAUAUUUGAGUCUGAACCACCAAUGGCGCAAUGAUAAAGAGUACGAUGGCACAAUUGAAAGACGUUCGGCUCCAAGAAUUUUAACAGGAGAUGAAAUCUUGGACAAAGUAAAAGGUUUAUGGAAAUGUAGGCCAGGGAAAAAUGAUAAGAUCAUUAAGGAAGAUAAGCAACAAAUGAAGGAUGCAUCUUAUGAAAACAAAACAAACUGGAGGCGAAAAGUAUUUUGUGGGAGAAAUAUUUCUCGAAAUGUUAACAUGAAAGAUGGAAAAUUAUUUGGGUUGAAAAGCCAUGAUUGUCAUAUCUUACUGCAAAGGUUGUUACCUAUUGGUUUAAGGCCAUAUUUGAAUAAAAAGGUGAUGGAUGCAAUUGCUGAGUUAACAUUGUUCUUUAGAAAACUAUGUGCGAGGACAUUAAAUGUGAAAGACUUAGAUGAAUUGGAAGAGGGCAUUGUACUUACCUUAUGUAAAUUGGAAAGUAUUUUUCCUCCUGCUUUCUUUGAUGUGAUGAUUCAUCUUGCGGUGCAUUUGCCAUUAGAAGCUAAGUUGGGAGGUCCAGUACAAAUGUGA